Microtus oregoni (creeping vole) is the source of this 1720-nucleotide messenger RNA. RefSeq lists its product as uncharacterized. The transcript is spliced from 4 exons. Bases 301 to 948 code for a protein of 215 amino acids. NCBI's taxonomy places the organism in Eukaryota, Metazoa, Chordata, Mammalia, Rodentia, Cricetidae. The record is from RefSeq and is a predicted model, not a curated record.
ACCGCCUCCCGGCCGCUUUGGCAGCGCACGGGUGGGGGGUCCCUCGCAGGGCCGCAGAAGGGGAUGAGGGCAGCCCCGGCACCCGGCAAGAGCGGGGCAGUCGCCCUCUCCCCUUCUCCCGCUGCCGGAGCGGAUUGGAUUCUGAACGCGACACGAGCGGAAUGUCAAUAGGAGCGCAGAGCCACGGGCGGGCGCCGUAGAAGGGAUCAGGAUGCCGGCGCUCAGGCGGCGGGCGCGGAGGGCACAGCUCGGACCCCCAGCUUCAGCCCCCGCCGCCUUGCCGCACCGUCACCGCGGGCCAUGCGGCCCAACGAUCCCGCUGCGGGGCCCCGCAAGUUUCCGCAGCGCCGGGGGCCACGCGGGCAGGGGCCGCGCUGUCCCCGCGCCGCGGCAACCCCUACCGCGGAGCACUGGGCAGCCGGGCCGUCCCGCCUCCCGCGCAGUCGUUCAUCCGAGUCGUGCAGCAGGGUCCCCGGCGCCCCCCCGGCCAGCCAGCGCGGCACCUGGGCGCACAGGGGCAGUGAGGAGGAGACAGAUGACCCAGGGCCUGCUGGUCACAUGGCUGCAGCCAUACCAGCAAGAAGAGAACAGCUGCAGUUCGCCAACUCCAGAGACUCACUCUGUCCUCCCAAGAGCGGCAGAGUUCCUGCCCUGCCCAAGACCAGGGCCCCUGGAGGCCUCUCUUCUCAACACACAUGCCCUGGCUGGAUCUGCUCUCUGACACCGGCUACCUCUUGCCACCCACAUUCAGCACCAGGGAGAGCGCCCAGUACGGCUUUGGCAGGCCUUGAGCUUAAAGGAAGUGGUGUAGGACCCGGGAGAGCCUGCCAAGACAGCCUGAACCAGGGACCAGAGGAAGCCAAACUUGAGGAAGACUCAGGCCGGCCAGGAGAGGGUGCCGUCUGGAACCCAUGGGCUCCGUUUGCUCGGAUCCCUGUCCUGUACUGAACACCCCUCUGAACCUUUGGAGCCUGGCUCCUGAAGGCGACAGGAUCAAACAUGACAGCAUGACCAGUCGUCUGAGGGACGUGGAGAGGGCAGUCCUUAAAUCUGUUUCUCCUCCAGAAGCAACUUGAGGACGGAAAAGAGCCCAGAGGUGUGGGAUUCAGGGUGAAGGUGAUGAACCCUGACUACAGGUUGUUACCGGCUUCGUGCCCUGACGGUGGCAACUGUCUGGGCCUCAGUUUUCUGUCUUGUGAAAUGGGCCCAGGCUGCCAGCACACAGAUUGCUACAAAGAGGUGCUUAGUAAUGAAGGUGAAGGUAGCUAAUGCCACUGGCCCUGGCUCUAGACUUUCUGAGCCUACUCUCUGGCUCCCAUGAUUCCCUGAGUCUAGGAGUGGCCUCACCUAGCUGAAUGACAGAAGAGAUGUGAUCACAAAUGGGGAGGCACUCAGGACCCUCAGGGCCAUUGUUACCAUAGAAACUGAGCCCACCAGACACACAUUCACACAUAUGGCCCCUUAUCCUGAGAAAUACUGCUUGCAUUGGGCAUACGUUAAAAACUCGGUGAGAGCCUCCAGGGGAACAGAAAGAAGGCUGGAGAGAGGGAGAAAUGGGCUAGGAAGAGUUUGGGGUGUCUUGUGCAGAAAGCAGCAGGGAGGGACCCUGUCCCUGUUAAGCGAGGCCUCAGUCUUCCCCUUAGAAAAGUAGGAGCCUCUGGCUGGAAACUGGCAGAACCACAGACUGUGAAGCUGACUGGGAAUCAGGACUUGGCAAGGA